AUCAGGACACUAUAAAGGGAACAUGAGAGGCUGUGAGGAUGACAGAGCAAGAGCUGGAAACAAACAUCAGUGAAGAAUGAAGGCUUUAGUAUGUAUACUGCUGCUGUUGGAAACCUUUGUGUUUGUCGUCCAGCAGCAGGUAGAUGGAGGACUCAAUGAGAAUGAGAUCAGUCAACAGAUCAGCUCUGAGGAUGGAAGACAGAAUCCACCUCAAACAGACACUUUGAGAGUUGAAGCUUCAACUGACAGCCAACAAUACUGCCUUUUGGGCUUCCCUGACAUCUAUGCAUCAUUGAGAGAACUGACCGCCACCGUUACAGAGCAGAAAGAAAAGAACAGAGAACUGACCGCCACCGUUACAGAGCUGAAAGAAAACAACAGAGAACUGACCGCCACCGUUACAGAGCAGAAAGAAAACAUCAGAGCUUUAGAGACGCAACUGAGGGAUGAGAUGAGCAAGAAAAAUGAAGAAAUUUUAAGUCUUACUCUGGGUCAAGAGGAGUUGAGAAAGGAAAAUAGAGACAGAGAAAUAGCUUUUUCAGCUUCACUGGUGGAAUCUGGAAGUGAAUAUAUUGGUCCUUUUACCACUCACAUCACACUAACCUACAAGAACGUCCUCACAAACACAGGGAAUGCCUACAACCCAAUUACAGGUAUUUUCACAGCCCCACUGAAAGGAGCGUACAUGUUCACAAUCAAAGUCUUUGGUCGUCUUGGAACUGCAGCAGGUGCAGCCAUUUAUAAGAAUGGAAAGCUUGUGGUUGUAGCAUAUGAUGAUCACGCUCAGAAUGAGUUAAACUCCUCAAAUGGAGCUGUGUUGAUUCUGGAGGUUGGAGAUGUUGUCUAUGUUAAACUUUGGCAUAACACUAAGAUAUUUGAUGACCAGUAUAACCACAACACUUUCAGUGGUUUCCUGCUGUUUCCCUUACAAUAACAGGAGCUUUGAAGAAUGUAAUUCCAAUAAUUCUGAACCUUCAGCGCAUGAUUUAAGAUGAAGAAUCAUUAACAUAUGAAUCUGUAUUAAUGAGGACUAAUGUGUGUUUGAAAUUUGAAAUAGAUAACUGUAUAAAAACCUGAGCUGUCUAUACAUGCAACAUUGUAUAAAGAGUUUCAGCACUGAGACAGACAAGAUCAGAAUAUCACAUGUGACUCAAAAGUAGGGCUGUCGCGAUUCCUCGAUUAAAUACGAGUACUCUAUUUAUUUAUUUAUUUUUAAAUCUUUGAUUGCAAUUUAAUAUCGAGUAAUGCAAUAUUUACACUAUGUGAUAUUCAGUUCAUAAUUCAUCACUGUUCUUUUCACACUGCACCACUAUCUGUGCUGUGUGCUCAUUGCUCGAUGGAUCGGUGACAGAGGGUUUCACAUUGCUAACUUUACAAUUGGAAGAAUCGCCAACAACUCUGCUUCACAACUAAACCUGUAAAUCUGUCAAAGAUUUGUCUGCGCAGUGUGAACUCGGCAUAACUGGCAAAAUACCAGAAGUGGCGCAUUCCACGGAUGAGAAUCCAUGAAACGCAUUAUUAGACUGUUAUAUAAGACUGUUAUCUCAGAUCUCUACAAAUUAUUCGAUCAUAAUGUACACUUGUUUAUUGUGAUUUUAACUGUGUAAGAGAGACAAGGCUGCAUGCUUUGCCGUUUUUUUUUUUUUUUUUUUGAUAUACGGUUUUAUGAGCACACAUACCAUGCACAGAAAAGCAGCUGUCACAGUGCAUGUACUAAACUGAAUUAUCUGUACCAUCUUAUUGCUUUUAAAGUGUCAAAACACUCCAGGUUCACAUAAAUAGACUUUGUCUUAAGUAAAUGUAUCUGGGAAAGAAAUGGUAUGUUUAUCAUAUGUUUACCGUAUAUUGUAUCAGUGCAUUACUGUAGUUCUUAAAGUGACAACCUAAUAAACAAUCAGUAGAAUCAGUAUGUUUUAUUCAUACAGUGAAGAAUUUGCAGUUUAUUUUUUCAUUUGAAUAUUCACUUUUCUCACUUGAAUGCUGCUUUUAGGUAUACCUGCUUUACAUGUUCUUUUAUUGUAUUUGUCCUUUAUUUUUUCUAUGCUGAUGUUAUCAUACCUUCUGUAAUAA
This is a messenger RNA of Megalobrama amblycephala (Wuchang bream), 2070 nucleotides long. RefSeq lists its product as uncharacterized. The record is from RefSeq and is a predicted model, not a curated record. The transcript is spliced from 4 exons. Gene Ontology annotation, molecular function: protein binding. The coding region runs from base 77 to 934 and encodes 285 amino acids. Lineage: Eukaryota; Metazoa; Chordata; Actinopteri; Cypriniformes; Xenocyprididae.